This is a messenger RNA of Hyphopichia burtonii NRRL Y-1933, 513 nucleotides long. RefSeq lists its product as uncharacterized. The coding region runs from base 1 to 513 and encodes 170 amino acids. NCBI's taxonomy places the organism in Eukaryota, Fungi, Ascomycota, Pichiomycetes, Serinales, Debaryomycetaceae. The transcript is spliced from 3 exons. The record is from RefSeq and is a predicted model, not a curated record.
AUGUCUCCAACUAAGAUUGCAGCUACCCAAGGUGAUCCUGAACUGAAAAUGUCAGCAAGAAAAGUUCUUAAGCAUCUUAUUGAUUCCCGAGGACUUAUUCCAACUCAAUGCUAUAUACCAACCUUGCUGGAAAACCUAAAGAAGAUAUUUGAUUUCGGAAGAAGGUCAGCUUUUGAAAUUCGGAGAUCCCUUUCUUAUCUUGAAGAAACUACUAGUGUUUAUGCUUAUGCCGAUAAAUUUUUCUCUAUCUGUGGUGAAUUUGUUGAUGAAGAGCUUGGUGAUCCAGAGAUUAUCGCCACAUUUAUUGGCGGCUUGAAGCCCUAUAUUAAAGCAGCUAUUCGUGCUAAGGAUGGCACUACUAGCAAUCUUAUGGAAACUGUUGGGUUAGCCAAAGAUUUAGACACUUGGAAUUCUCAUUAUACUUGUCUGGGAGAAGGAAAUAUAUUGAUCGUGAUGAAACAUCUUUUAGCAGAGACAAUUAAGCUGAAAACCAUUGAUUCUGAUACUGAUUGA